GCUGCGUUGUAGGCAGCAUCAGUUCAACUCAAGCAUUUGUCGAACCAACAAUCAACAGCCAACAACAUGAAAUUCUUCUCAGUUGUCACCGUCUUUGUGCUCGGUCUCUUGGCUCUGGCCAAUGCUGUUCCAUUGUCGCCCGAUCCAGGCAAUGUGGUCAUCAAUGGCGAUUGCAAAUAUUGCAAUGUCCAUGGCGGUAAAUAGACGUAGCCCCCGGCCUGCAUCUGCUGUUCAGCGUCUCCUAGCUUACCUCAAUCUGUUCGGCACAAUCUAUUUAUGUACACACUGCGUUUCAAAAUUAACUUAGCAAUAAAAAAAUAUAUAAAAUAAAAAACUAGACAAAAAACAACAA
Molecule: messenger RNA, 352 nt
Organism: Drosophila hydei
Lineage: Eukaryota; Metazoa; Arthropoda; Insecta; Diptera; Drosophilidae
Gene: BomS2
Product: immune-induced peptide 2
Exons: 2
Coding region: 67-204 (45 amino acids)
Biological process (GO): defense response
Source: RefSeq, a predicted model, not a curated record